AAAGCAUGUGACAAGUUCGUGAGCCCAGAAUCGAAGGUGUUUGCACCACAACUUUCUUCUCCACUUCCGCAGCCGUGCAUAUCCGCACAAACAGACAUAUUUCUGCACUCUGUCCUUGUCUCUUCUUGUCCACAAUGGUGACUGCCUUCGCGACCUCUGACGAACUCGCCACCCCGUGUACCUACUACACGCUCACGUGGGGAGACGCCGCUGCGGCGCCCAAGAAAGCUGCGGUGGACGACGAUGAUUUUGAUUUGUUUGGUGAGGAGAGCGCGGAGGACAAGGAAGCAGUGAAGAAGCUUGCAGAGUCAAAGAAGAAGGAGGCGGAAAAGAAGAAGAAAGUUGUGAUCAACAAGUCUAUGUUGGUGAUUGAAGUCAAACCCGCAGAUGCAGAUACCGAUCUGGAUGAUGUCUGCAAGAAGGUCAAGUCGAUUCAAAUGGAGGGUGUUACAUGGGGUGAGGGUAUGAAGAAAGUUCCGGUUGCCUUUGGCCUCUUCAAGCUCCAGGUUCAGUGCGUCAUUCUGGACGAUGUUGUUAACACAAACGCAUUGGUUGACGAAAUUGAGGAGAUCGGCAUGACAGAGGAAGAGAAACAGAAGCGGCGUCAGAAGGAAGAAGCUGACGAUGAGGACGAUGACGAGGAGGAUUUUGGAGGUCUUGUUCAAUCUGCCGAAAUUGUCUCUUUCAACAAGCUUUAGGUUGCACGCUACUGUGUCAGUUACCUGCAAUUUGCUAUACCAAGAAAUGCGUUUUUCGUUGUUGCAUGUGUGUCAGAACUCCUACGUGGAGAAAACAGUCCGGGACUUCGACACGUUUCCACUUUCAGAUAUUGUUUUGUGGACCAACAAAAUGCCGCGCACAACUUCAGUUCUUUGAUGCCGACGCAUCCGAAGCACGGCGGUAUCGGAUAUAUCCACAAAUCUAACGUGGCGACACCAAACGACCAUCAGUUCAGCUCUGAUUCCAAAUAGUGUUGUAAGAAUGCAAAAGGAAGCAUCGUGAUUUCUGGUCAGUCUUCGACGGCUUAUUUUACUGAAACCACCGUUACCAGUGCCCAAGCAUACCGCGGCUGUUUAACGUAGACCUCUUUACCGAAAUUAUUAACUCUUUUAG
Toxoplasma gondii ME49 is the source of this 1113-nucleotide messenger RNA. RefSeq names its product EF-1 guanine nucleotide exchange domain-containing protein. Gene Ontology annotation, cellular component: cytosol; eukaryotic translation elongation factor 1 complex. The coding region runs from base 135 to 698 and encodes 187 amino acids. The transcript has 3 exons. Gene Ontology annotation, molecular function: translation elongation factor activity; guanyl-nucleotide exchange factor activity. Lineage: Eukaryota; Apicomplexa; Conoidasida; Eucoccidiorida; Sarcocystidae. Gene Ontology annotation, biological process: translational elongation. The record is from RefSeq and is a predicted model, not a curated record.